CAGUGGCCUAAUGGAUAAGGCACUGGCCUCCUAAGCCAGGGAUUGUGGGUUCGAGUCCCAUCUGGGGAAGCUCUUUGCUGACGGAUUUCACACUUCAUUUUCAGUUUCUGUGCUGCAUGUGACUGAACAUCGACACAAACAUGACGAGCAGCGGCUUUUGUGCUUUAAUUCUCGCUUGUUUUGCUGCAACAGUGAGAAGCGACAAGCUGCUGAAGGCCACGGCGUACUGGGAUUCGACCCACAAGGCCGUUCUGCUGAAGGAGGGUGUUCUGGACCCGCAGGGCGACGCGUACGGUUACUAUAACGACACGCUGUCGUCGACGGGAUGGGGCGUGCUGGAGAUCAGGGCUGGAUACGGACAGACGGCGGAGCCGGACGACGUCACCAUGUUCACGGCGGGAUAUCUGGAGGGCUUCCUCACCGCGCCGCAGAUUUUCGAUCAUUACACCAACAUGUACCCGCAGCUGAUCCAGAAUCCCAAAACGCUGGUGGCAGUGAAGCACUUCAUGGCUAAGCAGGACGAGUGGUCUCGGGCUCAGGUGAAGCGUAACACCAGCGAUCCUCUGUGGAUUCACACGGGUCUGAUUCUGGCGCAGCUGGACGGACUGCAGGCCGGAGUGACCGACUGGGCCAAACAACACGGGAGGACGCCUCUGUCCCAGUUUGCCGUUCAGUUCCUGAAUGCGGUCGGUGAUCUGCUGGAUCUGAUCCCGGCGCUGGUUACCGGCGGGAAGCCUGGCUUUAGUCAGUAUAAAGCUCCUCCGAUGGGCCACUGCUCUGCACUCAUAAAGAUGUUGCCGGGCUUUGAGAACCUGUUGUUCGCUCACUCCAGCUGGUACACGUACGCCGCCACCAUGCGCAUCUACAAACACUGGGACUUCAGACUGAACGAACCGCAUACGGCCACCGGAAAACUCUCCUUCAGCAGCUACCCUGGGUUUCUGGUGUCUCUGGAUGAUUUCUAUCUGCUGGGCAGCAGUUUAAUGAUGACUCAGACCACCAAUAACGUCUUCAACACCUCGCUGUACUCCUACAUCACUCAUGCCAGUCUGUUCUCCUGGCAGAGGGUUCGACUGGCACACGCACUGGCAAGCACUGGAGAGCAGUGGGCCAAAACCUUCUCCAGAUACAACUCUGGGACGUAUAAUAACCAGUACAUGGUUGUGGACGUGAGUAAAGUGAAUCUGGGCAGCAGUCUGGAGGACGGAGCGCUGACUGUGGUGGAGCAGAUCCCGGGACUGGUGGAGUAUUCAGACCAGACGCAGACGCUGCGCAGAGGUUACUGGCCGUCCUACAAUGUGACCUUCCACCGUAAGGUCUACGAUCUGAGCGGAUACGAGCAGAUGUGGAAGGAGCAUGGCAAGGAUUUCUCCUACGACCUUUGCCCUCGCGCCAAGAUCUUCCGCCGCGACCAGUCGUCUGUCAGCGACCUGAACUCCCUCAAACACAUCAUGAGAUACAACAAUUAUAAGAGCGACCCGUACUCGCAGGGCGACCCGUGUAAGUCCAUCUGCUGUCGCAACGAUCUGCGGGAGCAUCAAGCCAGUCCCGGAGGAUGUUACGACACCAAGGUGACGGAUCUGCACAUGGCUCAGAAGUUCGUGGCGGAGGCGGUAAACGGCCCGACCACAGACGGAGGGCUUCCCGUCUUCUCCUGGGGGCCGUUCAACAGCACGUCCCAUCAGGGUCUUCCUCCGAAAUACAACUUCAGCUUCGUCCUGAUGCAGCCGCAGCUCUUCCACCCCUGAGGAUCAUGGGAUUUCACAUCCGGCCUGCUUUUGAACUGAUUCUCUGUCCGCCGUCUGACGCUGAAACCAAUCUGAACCUUUGAGUCUGUCGAAUCGCUGUUUAUUUUGAGCCAUGAAAUCCACACUAAACUCUACAGCUGCCAAUCAGUCCAGCACUGUUUACAUCUCUCUUGAUUGAUAGAUUGAGUAAAUCGUAUUGCUUUAAUGCUCGUUUCCACUACACAAGAUCAAAAAAACAACAUGCCUUGGUAAAUCAUAAUUGAUGCAAAUAAUAAAUGACAUAACUUGAAAUUAUGAUAUACAGUUUAUGAUAUAAACUGAAAUUGAGAUACUAAGUCAUAUUUAUGAGAUAAAAAGUCUAACGUACAACAUGCUAAAUCAUAAUUGUGAGGUAAAAAGGCUAAAUUAUGACAUACUAGGUCGAAAUUGACAAAUGACUUUUUGUCAAUGUUGACUUUUCAUCUCAAAUAUAACUUAUAAUUUCGACUUGAACUUCAUAAAUAUGACUUGCAUCUUUUUUUUUUCUCGACCCUUCACCUUAUAAAUGUUACUUCAUAAUUUUGACUUUUCAUCUCAUGAAUGACUUCGAAUGUUAAGAUUUUGACUUCUGUAAUAAUUAUGAUUUACCGAAGCAUGACUUUUUUUGUCAUAUGUGGCAGAAAUGGGUUUCCAUAUCUUACAUGCUUAAAGUGAGGACGUCAGCAUUUUACAUCUAGUCAAAGAUCCAAAUGAACGACACAAACAGAAAAGCAAAGUUUCUAAUGUAAAUGUUGGGACGUUUCUUACAUUUUCAGAUCUCUCCUCUCAGGGAAGGUGACUCCGAAGUGCCUUGUCUUUUAUCUUCAGCUCUGAAUGUCUGUGAGCAUCUGUCAAUCAGGAUGUUUGUAAUCUGUGCCGCAUGUGAUUUUCUCUUUUGAUUCAACCAAUGAAUGAAUGAACACAAGCUUCACUUCUCAGUCUUGAGUGUUUUUGCUGGACACAGGUUCACUAAUUCAGUCAGCUAUUCUGCACUUGUGCUCGACUGAAGCGUUUGAUCGGUACAAUUUUACUACAGUAAUGUUUGACCAAAGGAACUCCGAUAGCACAAAUAUCGAAGCUAAUCUCAAAAUUAAAUCAGAAUAUUUAUUGUAAAAAAAAUUCUGUAACAGCUGCCAAAAACUCCACUGUGAUUUGUGAUAUAUCUUCAAGGGGGGGGGGGUUGUUAAUAAUUGACAAACUUGCAAUUGUUGAGUUAAAUUGAGUUAUAAAGUCCAAACAAGGAGAAUUAAACUUGCAUUUGC
Sinocyclocheilus rhinocerous is the source of this 3028-nucleotide messenger RNA. RefSeq names its product phospholipase B domain containing 1a (gene plbd1a). The coding region runs from base 141 to 1748 and encodes 535 amino acids. Lineage: Eukaryota; Metazoa; Chordata; Actinopteri; Cypriniformes; Cyprinidae. The transcript is spliced from 12 exons. The record is from RefSeq and is a predicted model, not a curated record. Gene Ontology annotation, biological process: phospholipid catabolic process. Gene Ontology annotation, cellular component: extracellular region. Gene Ontology annotation, molecular function: glycerophospholipase activity.